AUGGUGGUUCAAGAUAGGCCCAAUAUGGUAUUUCUAAUGAAGACAAAAAAUCAAGAAAGCGUGCUAGAUCGAGUACAAAAGCAACUAAAUUUUCAAAGCAAGUUUGUGGUGAACGCGUUGGGGAUAGCGGGGGGAUUAGCUGUUUUGUGGAAUAACUCUGUUGAUAUUAAUAUCGAGGAAGCCUCACGGGAACUCAUCAAUUUGAUAUGCACGGAUGUAGACAGCGGGAAGACAAUGAGAAUUACUUUUGUCCAUGCGCCAAAUGUGAUCCAGGAGAAAGUCAAAUUUUGGGAUAAGUUGAGACAGGUAAGCUUAUUAGAUUCUUCACCAUGGUUGUGUUUAGGUGAUUUUAAUGAGGUUCUAUAUGACUGGGAAAAAGUGGGAAAACGCUCGAUAAGCCAAUCUCGCCUAAAUGCCUUUCGAGAAUGCUUAGAUGACUGUGCUUUGAUGGAGAUGGAUUGUAAAGGAUGUGCAUACACUUGGGCGAACAAUAGGGAAGGAGAAAAUUUUGUAAAGGAAAAACUGGACAGGGUGUUCUGCAACUUAGACUGGCGGCUUUUAUUCCCAACAGCUGAGGCCUUUGCACUAGUGGCUAUUGGCUCUGAUCACAGUCCUCUUUUACUGGAUUCCUCAAUUGAAGUUGUACAAAGAAGAAGAGAAUUUCGCUUUGAAGCGUACUGGAAUGAGGAAGCGGAGUGCAGCAAGAUUAUAAAGGAGGCAUGGCAGUCCCCAUUUCUGGAAAAUGCAGGCUUAAAGGAGAAAUUACAGGUGGUAACUAGGGUUUUGACCAUAUGGAGUAAAAAGAAAUUUUCGAAUAGCCAUCACAAAAUCGAAUCCUUAAAGAAGGAGCUGCUGGAAAUUACAAAUAACAUUCAUGUUCUUGAGGAAAAAAGCAAAAUUAUGAGCAUAAAACAGGAGAUUGAAACUCUUUGGCGACGCAAAGAGAUGUAUUGGGGGAUGAGAUCGCAGAUCAAUUGGUUGAAAUGGGGGGACAAAAAUACAAAAUAUUUCCAUGCGACAACUAUUCAGAGGAGGAACAGGAAUAGAGUAUCCAUGCUGCAAUUCCCUGAAGGAGAGUGGAUAAGGGAUAAAAAUCAGCUUCAGCAGAUGACUAUGACAUAUUUUACUGAUCUUUAUACCACUAUGGGUCAAAGAAACAUAUUACCCAUACUGAACCAGAUUUCCAAGCAGGUAACAGAUGAAGUAAAUGAAACUUUGGUGACAGAGGUAACAAUGGCGGAGGUUAAAACAGCGGUAUUUCAGCUAGGAGCGUCUAAAGCCCCUGGACCAGACGGAUUAAAUGUAUUAGAAUGCCAGAAUAUUUCAGCAGUCCUAAAUCAAUAUUGUUAUGCUUCUGGACAAGCGAUAAACUUGAACAAGUCAGGGAUUUUUUUCAGUAAAGGAUGCCCGCAGUCAUUGAGGGAUAACAUGGUAAGGGAAUUGAGGAUUCCAGAGAUUAGCCAUACAGGGAAAUAUCUUGGAAUUCCAUCUGAUUGGGGUGCUUCUAAAAAAGAUAUGUUUGCUUGGAUUUUGGGGAGAGUAAAUUCUAAACUGGAGGGUUGGAAGGAACAAUUGAUAUCAAAGGCUGGGAAAGAAAUUUUGCUGAAAACUGUGGUCCAAGCAUUGCCACAAUAUGCCAUGUCCAUAUUUAAAAUCCCUGUCUCUGUUUGUAAAGCCAUAGAGCAGAAAAUAGCUAAUUUUUGGUGGAAAAACAGCACCUCAAGAGCUGGAAUGCACUGGAAAAAGUGGGAAAUUCUCAAGACUAGGAAAGAUGAGGGAGGCAUGGGCUUUAGAGACUUGCUCACGUUCAACAAAGCUAUGCUGGGUAGACAAGCUUGGAGGUUAAUCACAAACCCAGCUACUUUAUGGAGCAAAAUACCGAAGGGAAUUUAUUUUAGCCAAAAGGAAUUCUGGCAUGCUGAAAAAGGAACAAGACCAUCUUGGGGAUGGCAAAGUCUGUUGGUAGGGAGGGAUGCCAUUGCAAAUUCAACAAUGUGGUCUAUUGGAAACGGGCAGAGAGUAAAUAUCAGGGAAGAUAAAUGGUUGAAGAGGGGAGUGAUUGGAGGGCCAGCAAAUGUUAAUGAACCUAAGAAGGUAGCAGAAUUGAUAGAUGCUGCAGAGGGCCAAUGGAAUGAGCAAAAGCUUGAAGAACUCUUCGAUGAACAAACCAAGCAAGAAAUUCUGUCCAUUCCAAUUCAACCACAGGAAACAAAUGAUGAAUUAUUCUGGAAGGGAACAAAAUCUGGAUGCUACACAGUAAAAAAUGGGUAUAAUAUAAUCAGGCAAGAAUCAAGUAAGAAAUUGGCAGAACAACCCUCAUCCUCUACUCAAACACCCAGAGCACUGUGGAAUUCUAUAUGA
Messenger RNA from Syzygium oleosum, 2361 nucleotides. RefSeq lists its product as uncharacterized. Lineage: Eukaryota; Viridiplantae; Streptophyta; Magnoliopsida; Myrtales; Myrtaceae. Bases 1 to 2361 code for a protein of 786 amino acids. The record is from RefSeq and is a predicted model, not a curated record. The transcript is spliced from 2 exons.